Messenger RNA from Coniosporium apollinis CBS 100218, 606 nucleotides. RefSeq lists its product as uncharacterized. Gene Ontology annotation, cellular component: membrane. The record is from RefSeq and is a predicted model, not a curated record. The transcript has a single exon. Bases 1 to 606 code for a protein of 201 amino acids. Lineage: Eukaryota; Fungi; Ascomycota; Dothideomycetes.
AUGAUCGACGGCUACUGGCAUGACGGCGGCUUCGGCGGACGCAUCGUCCGCACUACCAUCCGCACCCUUCAGUUCGCCUUCGCCAUCAUAGUCCUCGGCCUAUACGGCGCAGAUCUAGGCAAUGCAACCAAGGACGGGGUUCGCGCAAACACAAAUUGGGUGUACGCUGUGGUCGUGGGGUGCCUGUCCGCGCUAACGUGCAUCGUGCACUGCUUUGUGACGGUCAAGCGGGUGCUAUGGGCGGCCUGGGACUGGGUUCUGUUGGUGCUGUGGGCUGCCGCCUUUGGGGUAUUUGCGAGCAUGUAUGUGGAGGAUAGAAACACGAGGGACGCGGCCGACACGACGUCGGUACAGAGGAUGAAGAUCGCCGUGUGGAUCACCAUGGUGAACUUGGUCUUGUGGUUUGCUUCUGUGGUUCAUGCGGUUGUAUGGUGUAUCGGUGCACGCAGGCUGACUCGGAGGACUAACAAGCCGGAGCCGUCCCGGGUGGAGCAAGGCCAGGCUCAGGUAGAGGAAGUGGAAAUGGCCACCCAUAUCGGAUCGCGGGUCGGAUCUGAAGCGCCGUCAUCUGAUACGUUGCUUGCGACAGGAGUCAGAGAGAAGUGA